This is a messenger RNA of Dendronephthya gigantea, 1257 nucleotides long. Its product is annotated as UPF0472 protein C16orf72 homolog. The record is from RefSeq and is a predicted model, not a curated record. The transcript is spliced from 3 exons. Bases 86 to 751 code for a protein of 221 amino acids. NCBI's taxonomy places the organism in Eukaryota, Metazoa, Cnidaria, Anthozoa, Malacalcyonacea, Nephtheidae.
UUGGUUUAUUGUUAUCAACAUGGCGACGUGAUAGUAGAAAAACGUCGCGAGUUUAGUACGUUUGUUUUCAGAAAAACCUCGCAAAAUGGACGGAGAAGAAAGGUUAAACGGUACCAGCAGUUGGGAGGAGCAGUGCGAAGAUGCGGCCGAGCGCGAGUUGAACGCUUUAGAGGAAAAAUUGGCGGCAGAAAGAGAAGAGAAUUCUCAACGAAUUUGGAUGUCCUUUCAAAACGCCGCGAAUGCCGUUGCCCAGCUAUUCAGAGAGCGGGGUGAAGAGUUUCAUGGUUCCUCCCUGUGGACACCAUUUCAAGACACAGCUAAUUUGGUAACAGUUCUUUACAAAGAUAGUAUUGAUACAAAUAAAAGAAAUUUCGAAGCCGGCUACCAAUUGGGCCACAAGAAACGAAAUAGAGAAGUAAUCGCUUGGGCAAAAAAGAAAAAACGAUCGAUCAGACGUGAUGAACUUAUUUCACAUUUAAGCGGAAGAUCUCCCCCUUGUUAUCAAAGGGCUGAUUCUAUUGAAGACCGAUCUACUGAUGAUAUAGGCACUGACGCUUAUAAUCCUCUGUUACCGCCGGUCGUCCCGACAGUCGGGUUUAAUGGGUGGGGCCGGCGUCGAAGCUCUCGGACGGACACAUUUGAGGACAAUAUGGAGAGUAGGGAGUUUAUUCGUGAAGCUCGCAAAAGAUCGCUUUCGACCCAAGAUGUUGUCAUGGACUCAUCCUUACACAAGAAGUGUAAAUUCCUAUAGCAAUGCCGAAAUUUGAUUGGAAAUGUAUAGAACCUGCACUAACUCCCAGAAAUGAACUAUCUCGGGGUUAGAAAUAUAAAAUAUCUUUUGGAUUACAUAACAAAAUGCUGGCAAUGCCAGUGUGCAUAGCAAUGAUCUGUGUGAAGUAAGUCUUGUGUUUUGUUAAAUGCCCCUAAACAUUAGGAAGACUAUUGUUGUCUGAAAGCAACUUGUAUAUUGGUCAUGUAUUUUGGUGAUGCAAAUGUGCUAGACUCCUAGGUAAUUAGUUGUAUUGUUUUUCUGGUUUUUCUGAAAUGGUUUCAACAACUGCAUAAAAUAUAUGAGACAACUCAACAUUUUAAGCUAAUAACUGUUGCGACUUUUUGGCCCUCGAGUUGAGACAUGCUUGUGUAUUUCGGGCAGUUGUGAGAUGUAUUUCAUGAGAGGAUUGAUUUUUAAAGAAACUGCAACCUCGUUAUUUCCUCAUUUUGUUGUAUAUUUGAAAACUAAAGUGUGUAAAAAUGGCA